This is a messenger RNA of Pangasianodon hypophthalmus (striped catfish), 4710 nucleotides long. It is a transcript of the gene boc, whose product is annotated as BOC cell adhesion associated, oncogene regulated. Gene Ontology annotation, cellular component: plasma membrane; axon. Gene Ontology annotation, biological process: axon guidance; cell-cell adhesion; nervous system development. Bases 365 to 3457 code for a protein of 1030 amino acids. Gene Ontology annotation, molecular function: protein binding. The record is from RefSeq and is a predicted model, not a curated record. The transcript has 19 exons. NCBI's taxonomy places the organism in Eukaryota, Metazoa, Chordata, Actinopteri, Siluriformes, Pangasiidae.
GAUUUGAGAUUUGGGGAUCUAUUGUUCAAAUCCCUCCCUCUUUUUUUUUUUUUUUUUUGGGAAAGUGGGAGGAGCCGAAGUGGAGCCAAAGGGAGAAUUGUGUGAGAGCUCAGUCAUCCAAAAACGGCCUUUCAAUGGGACAAGUUUGGGGGAGCCGAGGAAAAUGUCGGUCCCACCGCAGUAAAUUACUAAACUAGCUCAGCGCUUUAGAGGGUGGGAAAAAAGGCUAAAGAAACAGUCUUACUUCUUUUUCUUUUUGGUUUGGGAUUAAAUUCUGCACGAAGUUGUUGGGAAAAACCUUCACACUCCAGAGAAAAAACAGCUUCAUCUCCAGCACUCGUUUUUUUGAGGUGGUAUAUGGAAGAUGUCGAGAAUGGCGGACUGGAUAGCAUGGCAUCGGAGGCUUCAGCUGCUUUGUGCUCUGUGCUCAGCUCUUCUGUGCUGUCUGCAGGUUGCUUCUGCUCUCAAUGACGAUGAUGUCCCAGUGUUCAUGGAGGAGCCGCUGUCCGUGGUGCAGAAACUUGGGGGCAGCGUGACCCUGCGGUGCAGUGCCCGACCCGCUCAGGCCCGUAUCAGCUGGCGCCUGAAUGGCCGUGAGCUGUUCGGUAACGGUGAUGAGGCCAAGCUGGGUGUUGUGAUGCAGUCGGACGCACUCUUUAUCCCCUCCCUCUCUAACAGCACGCUGGGACGAUACCAGUGUGUGGCCAGCACCAGUGCCGGAGCACGAGCCAGCAUGCCUGCAAACGUCACUGCAGCCAAGCUGCGAGACUUUGAGCCUGAUGACCAGCAGGAGAUUGAGGUGGAUGAAGGGAACACAGCGGUGAUCGAGUGUCACCUACCUGAGAGCCAGCCCCAGGCGCAGGUCCGCUACAGCGUCAAGCAGGAGUGGCUCGAAACAUCUAAAGGGAAUUACCUCAUCAUGCCAUCGGGGAACCUGCAGAUCGCCAACGCCACCCAGGAGGACGAGGGGCCUUACAAAUGUGCUGCCUACAAUCCAGUCACCCAGGAGAUCAAGACCUCCACCUCUACUGACCGCCUGCGCAUACGCCGUUCGACGUCCGAGGCAGCGAGGAUCAUCUACCCGCCGGCAUCCCGCACCAUGACGGUGCGUAAAGGCCACAGGCUGGUUCUGGAGUGUGUAGCCAGCGGCACCCCGACACCUCAGGUCACCUGGGCGAAAGACGGUCGAGAAUUAAGCCCUCAAAACAACACUCGCUUCCUGCUCAGCAACCUGCUGAUUGACACCGUGAGUGACAGAGACUCGGGCACGUACGCCUGCCACGCCCACAACGGCAUGGGCUCUCCUGGCACAGCAACCAUUCUCUACGAUGUCCAAGUGAUCGAGCCCCCUCAGGUGCGGGUGGAGCUGCUGCAGCAGGAGCCAGCGUGGGGCGACACAGUGAGGUUCAGCUGUCAGGUUCGGGGAAAUCCGGCACCCAGCGUGGUUUGGCUCCAUAACGCUCAACCAAUCACUCCAUCAUCACGUCACCGCCUCUCCUCACACCUGCUGCGUGUCCUCAGCGUGGGCCCGCAGGAUGACGGAGUUUACCAGUGCAUGGCUGAGAACUGGGUGGGCGGAGCCCAGGAUGCCACACGACUCUUCACUGUGCCUGCUGCGCCCUCGCGGCCAGGUCGACUGCCCCUCAUUCGGCCGCUGAGCCCUGACCAAGUUCUGCGAGAGCUGCCUCCUGCUCGGCCAAUGGCUCCCAGCACAGAGCUUUUCAUCGACUGUUCAGAGAUCCCCGGGAACGUGUCGCCAGCCGAGGCGCCGGUCAUCCUCAGCCAGCCCCGCACAGGCACGGCCGACUUCUACGAGCUCAUCUGGGAGCCCCGGCACGAUGGCGGGGCACCAAUACUGGAAUACAUUGUCAAGUACAGAAAGGCUGGCGACUCUCUCAGUGAGUGGACCAUAAAGAACAUAUCUGGUCUGGAGCACAAGCUGAUUCUGGCCAAACUGCAGCCGGCCAGCCUGUAUGAAGUUGAGAUGGCAGCAAGGAACUGUGCUGGACUCGGUCAACCUGCUAUGAUGACCUUCAGAACUGGUAAAGGACGCAAGAGUGUAGGUGGAGCAAUAGAGCGACCCAAAACGCCAGUGUCGCCAUCACGUCUGUCUCCCCCUGAAGCUCCAGACAGACCGACGGUAACCACGGCAUCAGAGACUUCAGCUUACGUGACGUGGAUCCCCCGUGGGAACCGGGGCUUCCCCAUUCAGUGUUUUCGAGUGGAGUUUAAGAAACUGAGGAAAGACGGAGGAGCCGGGGGAGAGUGGGAGGUAGCGGAGGACAACAUCUCUCCAUCACGCCUCUCUGUACAGAUCAAAGGCCUGGAGAAAGGGACUUCAUAUAAGUUCCGGGUUUUGGCUGUGAAUGUUUUGGGAGCGAGUCCUCCAAGUGCACCCUCCAAAGCCUACACAGUGAUGGGCAGCAACCAGACCAACCCCCGGCCUGUCGAUGGCCCCUACAUCACCUACUCUGAAGCCAUCAAUGAGACCACCAUCAUCCUUAAGUGGACUUACACACCAGUGAAUAACACUCCCAUCUAUGGCUUCUACAUCUAUUACCGACCCACUGACAGUGAUAAUGACAGUGACUAUAAGAGAGAUGUCGUGGAGGGAGACCGAUACUGGCACGCCAUUACCAGCCUGCAGCCUGAAACGGCGUACGACAUUAAGAUGCAGUGUUUUAACGAGGGAGGCGUGAGCGAGUUUGGCAAUGUGGUCAUCUUAGAAACGAAAGCCCGACCCAAUCAGAAGCACACGACUCCAGAGACUUCGUCCCACCGGCCGGAUUUGGGAGGCCCUGUGCCACGCCCCAGUGAUUUACCUUACCUCAUAGUGGGAGUGGUGGUGCUGGGAGCCCUCGUUUUCAUCAUCGUAGCCUUCAUUCCAUUCUGUCUAUGGAGAGCCUGGGCCAAGCAGAAGCAAACGACAGAUAUGUGCUUUCCAGCUGUGGCUGCACCCCUGUCAUCCUGCCAGUACACCAUGGUGCCGAUGCAGGGCAUGGCUUUAGUAGGGCACUGCCCUGUAGACUCCCACCUGACCCCUGGCCAUACUGUAUACGCACCCAAAGGAGAGUACACCGCCAACGGGAAACAUCACACACACCGCCUUCCUGGACUACACCAGGAGGAUGCAGAUUGUGAAAUGGAAAAUGGCACAUUUUUGCCUCAGAGACUUUCCAAUGGACAUGCCCAUGCUUAUCACUACUCCUUGGGUGUUCCCGGUCACGUGGAAGAGGACGGCUGCUGUGAGCCAGACGACUCUACCAUGGAGCUCCUGAGCCCCGAUCAUCCUGAACAUGUGCAGGAGAACCACGCUACCCGGUGUUUAGACUUGUCACUGUUACCAGCAUCAGAAGCUGUUGGCAUGACGACGUCAGUUGAAGAUGCAACACAACAGGAAGUUGUCAAGAUCCAGUGUGAAAGCCAGCUAGAGGAGCGAGUACGACAUGAUGGAUGAAAAAAAAUGAGGGUGCGGGGGACAUAAAACAAAACAAAACAAAAAACACAAAAACAGAAGAGAGACAGUAUUUAUUUUUGUAUUAAAGAUACUAUAUUUAUAUAUUUAUGCUCAUGUAAAUAGUUUUUAUAUGUUGUAUAUAUGGAUUGUUUAUAUGAGAGAAAAGUGUAUUACUGUGUUUGCUUUGUCACCACCAGGAUAAAGGAAGUUCCUUGUUCAAGCUGUAUUAGCUGUUUUGCUAUUGGAAAUGUUAACACUAUCAUUCAUACCUUACAGUUAAAAAAAAAAACAUCACUACGCUGUAAAGAAUGCUUUAACGUGAAGAUCUUGAGCAUAAGACUUGUUUAUGAAAGACUGUUUAUAACACAGUAUUUAUCAGCGUAUAUGUUCCUCAUAUAUUAUUCAGAAAAAAAAUCUGUUUCAGCCAAAAAUUCUCCAUACACGGGACUUGAGAAACUCUGUGUUACUGGUGGUGCUCAGCUUCUUCAUCCAGUGUUCAAAUGUUUUGUAGAUAUAUCACUAAAAAAUAUGUACUUCAUAAUUAACAAAGUAUUAACAAAUGUAUGCAAUGUAUAAACACUCUGCCUUCAGUAAUAUUGAAUACAUGUUUUUAAGAAGUGAAUGGGAAACCUGGAAUGAACACAACUACCUUCAAAUACUGAUUUUCAGAUUUUCAGAUUUAUGGAGCUACAUGUAAGCUUUUACUUUCAGUCUCAUUUUGCUGUUUGUUUGUCCAGUUUACGCCAACUGUCUAAUCAGUAGUCACAUUUGACCAUUUUAUAAACAAAAAUAGGCUAAGAGGUUUCUAACAGUCGACUGUAGUAACUGAGGUGUAUAUACAGUACUGUACAAAAGUCAGAGAACACACUUUUUUCUAUUAAAAGGCCAUUCAGUACUUGUUAAUUACUUGAUAUUAGUACAUUAAUUCCAUUUCCAGGCAAAUAUUAUGCAGGUGUAUAUUAAAGUUCAAUAUUGCAAAGGUCUUUGAAAUUUUAUAUAUAUAGCGUCGUCAAAAUCUUAUAUUUAGCUCCUUUAAAUCUCCCUAAAACUCUUCUGAAAACUGAAAAUCAUAUCAUUUACAGUUUCCACUAGACUGUACAAAGAGACAACACUACUGUAUCAGUAUUAACCUUCACACAAAGUGCUGAACCUUGAAAAGAAAUGAAGGAAAACUCAUUUUCGAAGUGUACCUGGCUGUUGUGAUUACAUGACAUACAGCAUUAUUGCAUGUAAAUAAAGCUGAAGAAAUUACA